This is a messenger RNA of Malus domestica (apple), 1387 nucleotides long. RefSeq names its product fructose-bisphosphate aldolase 6, cytosolic-like. Gene Ontology annotation, molecular function: fructose-bisphosphate aldolase activity. The record is from RefSeq and is a predicted model, not a curated record. Gene Ontology annotation, biological process: glycolytic process; fructose 1,6-bisphosphate metabolic process. Gene Ontology annotation, cellular component: cytosol. NCBI's taxonomy places the organism in Eukaryota, Viridiplantae, Streptophyta, Magnoliopsida, Rosales, Rosaceae.
CGUUUUCUCCCAUCUUCCUCCUCAAUCUCUCAAAUCCAAAACAAACCAUUCAGUUUCCGUUCUCUCUUCUGACGAUCAACAAUGUCGGCCUUCAAGGGAAAGUAUCACGAUGAGCUCAUUGCUAAUGCUACCUACAUUGGUACCCCGGGAAAGGGUAUCCUUGCAGCCGAUGAGUCAACUGGCACGAUUGGCAAGCGUUUUUCCAGCAUUGGCGUUGAGAAUACUGAGACAAACAGGCGCGCUCUCCGUGAGCUGCUCUUCACCACUCCCGGUGCCGUCCAAUACCUCAGCGGAGUCAUUCUCUUUGAGGAGACCCUCUACCAAAAGACCGAUGCUGGUAAGCCAUUCGUUGAUGUUUUGAAGGAAGGUGGUGUCCUCCCUGGCAUUAAGGUUGACAAGGGCACUGUCGAGCUUGCUGGUACCAAUGGUGAAACCACAACUCAGGGUCUUGAUGGCCUUGGCGAACGUUGCAAGAAGUACUACGAAGCUGGUGCCCGAUUUGCAAAAUGGCGUGCCGUGCUGAAGAUUGGCCCCAACGAGCCUUCUCAGCUGUCAAUCAACGAGAACGCCAAUGGGUUGGCCCGAUAUGCUAUCAUCUGCCAGGAGAAUGGCCUCGUUCCCAUUGUUGAGCCAGAGAUUCUGGUUGAUGGAUCCCAUGACAUUCAAAAGUGUGCUGAUGUGACCGAACGUGUUCUUGCAGCAUGCUACAAGGCCCUUAACGACCACCAUGUCCUGCUUGAAGGAACUCUAUUGAAGCCUAACAUGGUGACUCCAGGAUCUGAUGCAAAAAAGGUUCCACCCGAGAUGAUUGCUGAGUACACUGUCCGUGCCUUGCAGCGCACCAUGCCCGCAGCUGUCCCUGCUGUGGUGUUCCUCUCUGGUGGGCAGAGCGAGGAGGAGGCUACCAUCAACCUCAACGCUAUGAACAAGUUGAAGGCGAAUAAGCCAUGGUCUCUUUCCUUCUCCUUCGGACGUGCCCUUCAGCAAAGCACUCUCAAGGCUUGGUCAGGAAAGGAAGGGAACGUGAAGAAGGCGCAGGAGGCUUUCCUAACCAGGGCCAAGGCCAACUCGGAAGCGACAUUGGGAAACUACAAGGGUGAUGCCAAGCUCGGUGAAGGUGCCGCGGAGAGCCUUCACGUCAAGGACUACAAGUAUUGAUUGAUGAUCGUUCUGGAUUGCUUUAUUCUUUCAGUAGUCUAGGUCUUUUUUUUUGUUGAAACUUUAUUCGUAUAAUCUCGGUCGUGAUGAGAUUAUUACCGGAUACUAGUAGGUUUUGAUAAAAGCUUGAGGAACUAUGGCAAGCAUGGAAGAGUUUUGUUUGUUUCAUCAACUUGGUUUUGGUUUGGAGAAAUUUAAACCUCUUGUUUAUAUUCUGGUUGAUCGAGAA